AUGCCCGACCGUGGCAGCCAGAUCUCGUUCGGCAGCGACAUCGAGGCCCCGCUGCUCGCUCGUGUCCAUGGCGAGCGCAACAAGAAGCACCAGCACGAGUUCCAUCCCAAGACGGUCACGCGCGUCGUGACGAGGAUCGAGGCCUUGAUCCUUGAGCUCCUCCCUAUCCAGGUCGACCUCGAUGAGCUUCAGUCGCCGACCUCGUCCAUCCUCACCAAGGACGUCGUCGAGGCCUUCAGCGAGCUCGCCGGCGACUUCUCGCCGUGCAUGCCGUUCGCCCUCCUCGAGGCGCGCCGCUACUUCGCCUACCAGCAGCGCAUCAACCCGUCCGACAGCGACGAGAACGCCGGCCGCAAGCUCGCCUGCGAGGCUAUCGCGCGCAAGAUCGUCGCCCGCACGCCCAUCGCCGACCAGUACUCGCUCCUGUCCAAGCGCUUCACCGUCAUCGAGAGCGACGGCGACGAGUCGCUCCCGCUCUCGGCGCUCGAGUCGGCAGUCGAUCAGCACGCCACCUUCUUCCUAAGCUCCAACGAGGCGCAGCGUUGCGUCUUUGCGCUGUGGAAGGGCCUCCUCGUCCAGCAACAGACGGACGACGGCAACAUCGAGUACCAGCUCUUCAAGCCUGGCGCAGACGAGCAGGGCUUCCUCGCCCAUUUCAGCCCCGACCGCAUCGCCGUACCGAGGUACCAGUUCGUCAUUCGCGUCGCGUUCUGGAUCGCCAUCCAGACGCCCGAGCGCGGGUUCAGCACCGAGGACACGAUUCUUUAUGUGCAACUGCUCGGGUACCUCCUCGAGGACAUCGUCAAGGUCUACAAGAUCGGGUGGUGGGCCUGCAUCAGCUUCUGGCAGAUCGUCAAUCUGCUCAUCUAUCUCCUGGCCGGCGUCGCCUUCGUGUACCGCUGCUUCGACCUCGGCACGCUCAACGAGGAGAAGCAGGCCCAUUAUCGCAUGCUCGCCUUCCAGUGGCUCUCGGUCGCCGCGCCUCUCGUCUGGACCAAGCUCCUCUCGACGCUCGACCCUCUUCACUUCUUCUCGGUCAUGCUCUACGUCGUGUGGCGCAUGCUCAAGGAAUCGGCCGUCUUCUGCGCCCUCUUAGCCGUCUUCGCCAUCGGCUUCGGCCAGGCUCUGACCGGCCUCGACGUCGCCGACGAGAAGCGCGACUCGACUAAAGCCGUCAUCAACUCGCUCCUCCAAGCCUUCCUCGGUUCACCCGACUUUUCCAUGUACGACGAUACGGACGACAAUGCCGUCAAUUCCUACCCGUUCGGCCUCAUCCUCUACUACGUCUGGUCGGUGGCGACGCUGGUCAUCCUGCUCAACGUCCUCGUCGCCCUUUUCUCCUCAUCCUAUCAGGAGUCGGUCGACGAGUCCGAGCCGACCUAUCUCGCCGCCUUUGCGGGUCGCACGGUGUCGUCGGUGCGCGCACCCGACUCGUACGUCUACCCGGCGCCGUUCAACCUCGUCGAGCUCUUCAUCCUCCCGCUCGAGUGGAUCGUGUCCAAGAAGACCUACGCCCGGAUCAACCGGGUCCUCAUGAGCUUCCUCUUCUUCCUCCCUUUGUGCUCGAUCGCGCUCUUCGAGACGCACAUCUCGCCGCUCAAGAAGCAGGACCUGCACGCCCUCCUCGAGGAGCCCGACGACUUCCAGGAGCCCGAGGAGGACCCCGAGCCGUACCGCAACGCGUCCGAGGACGACGCCGACUCGGGCGAGCCCGAGGGCAUGGAGAUCUCGCGCGUCAGCUUUGCCGACCUCAAGAAGCGCCUGCCGAGCCUCGAGCGCAGCGUCGAGGGCGAGAUUCUCUUCCAGGUCCUCGACCUCAAGUCGCAGCUCGCCGCCCUGCGCGCCGAGAUCGCCGAGCUUCGCGAGGAGAAGGGCAAGGCCAAGGAGCUCGAGCGCGAGUCGGACGACCUGAAGGAGGCGGCAAAGGCCGAGAAGAUCGACAUGGGCGAGGGCGAGCAGGUCAAGGGCGACAAGGCCAAGUGA
Rhodotorula graminis WP1 is the source of this 1983-nucleotide messenger RNA. RefSeq lists its product as uncharacterized. The transcript has 16 exons. Gene Ontology annotation, molecular function: monoatomic ion channel activity. Gene Ontology annotation, cellular component: membrane. The record is from RefSeq and is a predicted model, not a curated record. The coding region runs from base 1 to 1983 and encodes 660 amino acids. Lineage: Eukaryota; Fungi; Basidiomycota; Microbotryomycetes; Sporidiobolales; Sporidiobolaceae. Gene Ontology annotation, biological process: transmembrane transport; monoatomic ion transport.